AUGGCUGAAUCGUCCGAUACGGCGUCUUCUAGACCUCAACUAGUUGAAGGCCUAGUGGAGGCGGCAAAAAGGGCUUUCGACCCUGCAUCCCAUGAGGGGAGCCGGCAGUCCUAUCUCGACACAUACAAUGGGAUUGUCGCAAAAACUGAAACAUGGAGACUCUUGCCGGUUUUGAACUCGUUGGUCAAGCCCAAUGUUCUUCCUCCAUGGCUACGGAAGCCGCUGUUUCAAACUCUCACAUUGGUGCCAAUGCGCUCCGACGGAGUUCGCGGCACCAUGGAAUUUAUAUUUUCUGUCCACCCCAGCAACCAAGCCGGCGCCAGAGACUCGGAACAGCCUCAAAAGAGCGGUGCAAGCAUCACUCACGAAGCCGUGGCUGUUGCUACAAGACUGCUGUCAACCGUGCCAUCUACUCUGGGGGCCGAGGACUGGUACGGUGCUAUUGCACCUCAGCUAUGUCAACUUCUGGAUGGCGACGCCGGUCCGGAUCUGGCCAAGACGGCUGCUCAGAUCAUUGGGUUCGGGAUUCUUGGUAAGAAGGCAACGGGCGCCCCAGGGGCAGCAGGGUGGAAUGCAUUCGUGCAGCCACUGCUCGAACAGAUCAAUCCGUCCCUCAGAAUGGCAGAAACCGGUACGCUUUUCCCCAGAAGCGAACAAGACAAUGGUGGUUUUGUAGACCUUAGCCGUGGCCGGAUUGUCGUUUCCAGCGUCCAGCUUCACCAGGCACUGAAGCGGCUGCAAGUCCUGAUUUUGUCAAACCCAUCACCUGGUCUAUGCAUGAGGACGUUGAAACCCGUAAUCAUCCAACUUUGGGCACUGGCUUCCAUCUCGAAUCCACCGGCAGCGGUUUCGGAAAAGUACAGCCUCCCGGCCCAAGCUCUAGUGCAAACAUAUCUGAAGCUAUUUGGGAAGACGGAAAGCGUUUGUCCCAUAAUUCGGAACAUUCUUUGCGAAGGGUCUGUCAGCGGGUCAAGCGAUUUCUGGCAAUAUCGAAUCGUUGACGAAUCAAACAUAGACGCCAUUGUUCCGAUCCGGUCCCCGUCAGACGACGCACAUAUGUUGGCAGAGAUAGACACGAAGGCCGAUAAGCUUGUGCAGAUUCUUGCGCAGGCCUGUUCGAACGAGGAACUACCUGCUAUUUUUCUUUUCCUCUUGCAGCGUUGGGUCCGAGUACUGGAGGGGCAGGGUAGUCCCGGAAUUACAACGUCCAGGGACGAAGCGAUGACUUCGCCCGUCACAGAUCUAGCUGAAGUUGCUGUGCUACAACGACUCCUGGAACUGCCCCCGGAGAAGCUAGUUGGUCGCUUUGACCAACUUUUGGACAUCAUUUGUCAGAUUCUCAAGGGCGAUGGCAGCACCCCCCUUGGAGACGACGUCGUUUCGGUCGCACUAAGCCUCCUGAAUCUUGUUGUUACGGCACCGAGCUUUCAGAGAUCGGAUAUCAAGCCGGACUACUUGAAGCAGAUCGGAGACUUGCUUGACAGGAUCAGUAGCUCGGGAAGCUCCGAGGUGUCUGGUACUGCCCGGAACCUGGCAAUGCUGCUCCAGUAUAGGGACGAAGUUGAGCCGGGGCGCGAGAAAUCAGCAUCCGCCCCGUCCCUCCGCCAGAUUGAGGACAAGAGGACUCACAACUUGGCCAUGAGCUACAUCACGGACAGCGAAAGCCCACCGCCGGUUGUUUCAGAGGGUCUCAACAUGCUGUCAAUGCUCAUACUGACGGAGAGUCCGAUCUUGGAUAUCACUGCCAUCACAGCUCUGAUGUCUAGUUUAUUGAAGGACAGUGAAGACUACGUUAUUUUAAGAGUGGUCAAAAUCUUCACGCAGCUGGCCAACAGACAUCCCAAAUCGACUAUUGGAGAGUUGCUCGAUAAUUAUUUCGAUGCCCAAGAAAAGUCUACCACUGACGUCCGUCUCAGAUUUGGAGAAGCCCUAGUUCAGGUCAUCGAGCGGCUGGGUCAGACGUUUUCAGGAGACGUGGCCAGGCAGGCCUCGGAAAUGUUGCUGACUGUUGCUGGUCGACGAGGACACAGGCCAAAAACCAUGGCCAAGCAAGCGCGAGAGGAAAAGCUGGCUGCCUUGAGGCGAUCCCGCGCUUCGAGCAAGGACGACGAGGACGAGGACGAGGACGAGGACGAGGACGUGGACGUGGACCUCGAGGACGAGAAGCGAAUGACGGAAGAGGAGAAGGCCAACAAUGAUAUACUAGCACGAAUCCUACAAGGCUGGGAAAGCAAACGCGGCAGCGAAGAUGUUCGGAUGCGGACAUCGGCCCUCUCCGUGUUUGGUGUUGCGUUGGAGACCAACAUUGGUGGUACUGGACCAGCGCUUGUGUCCGACGCAGUGGACCUUUGUAUCAACAUUCUGGCCAUGGAGAGAGAUGCUCAACACGGCAUUCUUCGCAGGGCGGCCAUCAUGGUUGUCCUCAGCUUCGUGCGAGCAUUGCACCAAGCAAGAGAGUGUGGGCGCUCGCUCGGAUUCGGGCUCACGGAAUCUAGCAAGGGGGAUAUCCAACGGACGCUGGGUUACGUCGCGACCACGGACAACGACGGGCUUGUGCAGCAACAUGCACGGGACGUCGUGGAGAGUUUGCAGAACUGGCAGGCCGGCAGUUUGCUUCCGCAACCAACCGGGACGAGUGCGAGCGGCUUGGCUCGUCUCGCCGGGCUCACUGUCAAUCCGGAAGCAAGCCUUGACCAGCCAUGGGAGCGACGUCGUCCGAGAAUAGAAGAGGUGGAAUGA
Messenger RNA from Metarhizium album ARSEF 1941, 2739 nucleotides. RefSeq lists its product as uncharacterized. NCBI's taxonomy places the organism in Eukaryota, Fungi, Ascomycota, Sordariomycetes, Hypocreales, Clavicipitaceae. Gene Ontology annotation, biological process: protein secretion. Bases 1 to 2739 code for a protein of 912 amino acids. The record is from RefSeq and is a predicted model, not a curated record. The transcript is spliced from 3 exons.